This is a messenger RNA of Stylophora pistillata, 1302 nucleotides long. RefSeq lists its product as uncharacterized. The record is from RefSeq and is a predicted model, not a curated record. Lineage: Eukaryota; Metazoa; Cnidaria; Anthozoa; Scleractinia; Pocilloporidae.
AAACGUUCCAUGCACUUUUUUUCUUGCUAUCAAAGGUGAAUUCUCUUAUCUUUGCUAAAAUGCCCACAGCUUGUAUUGCAAUUGGCUGCUCCAACGUAAGUACGUUGAAAAGAACACGCUGGGUUUCGUUUUAUAGAUUACCAAUCGAAGACAAACAACUUUUGCAAAGGUGGUUGGUGAACUUGAAGAGAACAACGCUUCCUUCACGCUUGGACAGAAGCUACGUUUGCUCAGAUCACUUCGAACCAGAGUGCUUUGGUAGAGACAUAAGGGCAGAGCUAAUGGGCAAGAGGCCAAAGCCACCACUGUUAAAAGGAUCAGUUCCUACAUUAUUCAGUUACAACAAUUUUAAGUCCAAAAUAAAGAAAAGAGUUGUAAGUGAAGAGCGAAAAAAGAGAAAAGAAAAAGAGGAGGUGUUGAAAGAAUUACUCGGACCACACUUUUACAUGAAGCCAUCAGCGCCACCGAAUACACAAGUUGUGAAGCGAGAGUCCCCGAUGGAGCUUGAAGAUGUGGACAAUAAAUUUAGCAUUCAGUCUCUUCUGCCUGAGUUUGCUUGCGCAUGCGCUUACAACAGCGAUACUUGCACUGAUACCGACCAAACCCGAACAUCUUACGAACAUGACGUAAGCAUCAGCAAAGAACAGAUCCCAACAGGCACCGAAAGUAACUUAGGUACUGUUAACGAGCAAGCUCAAACAGAAACCGGAAUUGAUGUUAGUACCAACCACGAGCAACUUCCAACAGAUACUCAAGAAUUGCUUACAUUACCCAGUAUUUGCAACGGAAAAAAAUCAUCCAACGGCACUAUGAUCACUUAUAACAUGAACGCAACCCAGGGGCAAACGGAAAAAUGGGUAAUUGUUCUGUUGAAGUGCAAAGAAGGUACCCGUGUGAAAAUGAACUUUGGACGAAUCUUGAAUCGGCAAAACAAACCUAGCACUUCAGAAGCUUCGUGCCAAACUGAAGAAGAGCUUGUAAUGGAAGUAGAAAAACCCUCCAAGGUGUCGGUCCAGACACAAUGGGACAAGGAUGAUUUUCUUCCAAAUCUUGAGCUCGUCCAACGUGACCACACCUACAGUAACCCUAAGAGAGUCUCCUAGAGGAAACGAUUUUAAAGAUUUUUUUUUUCCUUCACUAUUUUGCCUCACCGCAGGGGUUUGAGAAACUAUUACUAUGAGCGCCUGCCAAUGAUACUUGUACAGUAGGUGUCUGUACCCCGGGAAAGGAGCUGUAGGGCGAAAACCAAACACGAGAGCCUGCUUGGAGGCUAAACAGAUGGCGGUGAGAGGUUUAAUAUGU